UGGCAGCCCGAGGUCUGGCUGCGCGCAGUAUAUGACAGUACGUCAGCAGCGGGAUGGCCGUAGCUGUGGCGGCGGCUGCAGAAGCCCGAGCAGCCGCGGCCGCAGUGGAGGCUAGAGCCGGAGCGGCGUCGGCGGCGGCACCCCGGGGAGUUUAAGAUGGCGGCGGGGGGGGCGGCGGGCCUGAGGGAGGAGCAGCGCUACGGGCUGUCGUGCGGGCGGCUGGGACAGGACAACAUCACAGUACUGCAUGUGAAGCUCACCGAGACGGCGAUCCGCGCGCUCGAGACCUACCAGAGUCACAAGAAUUUAAUUCCUUUUCGACCUUCAAUUCAGUUCCAGGGGCUCCAAGGGCUUGUCAAAAUUCCUAAAAACGAUCCCCCCAAUGAAGUGCAUACCUUUAACUUCUAUUUGUCAAAUGUGGGUAAAGACAACCCCCAGGGCAGCUUUGACUGCAUCCAGCAAACCUUCUCCAGCUCUGGAGCCUCCCAGCUCAAUUGCCUGGGAUUUAUACAAGAUAAAAUUACAGUGUGUGCAACAAAUGACUCGUAUCAGAUGACACGAGAAAGAAUGACCCAGGCAGAGGAGGAAUCCCGCAACCGAAGCACAAAAGUUAUCAAACCUGGUGGACCAUAUGUAGGGAAAAGAGUACAAAUUCGGAAAGCACCUCAAGCUGUUUCAGAUGCAGUGCCUGAAAGAAAAAGGUCAACCCCCAUGAACCCUGCAAAUACGAUUCGAAAGAUACACAACAGCAGCAGCGUUUCCCAGCGGCCAUAUCGGGACAGGGUAAUCCACUUACUGGCGCUGAAGGCCUACAAGAAACCUGAGCUGCUGGCUCGACUGCAGAAAGAUGGUGUCAAUCAGAAAGACAAGAACUCCCUCGGAGCAAUUCUGCAACAGGUAGCCAAUCUGAAUCCUAAGGACCUCUCAUAUACCUUAAAGGAUUAUGUUUUUAAAGAGCUUCAAAGAGACUGGCCUGGAUACAAUGAAAUAGACAGACGGUCAUUAGAAUCAGUGCUCUCGAGAAAACUAAAUCCAUCUCAGAAUGCUGCCAGCACCAGCCGUUCAGAAUCUCCUGUAUGUUCUAGUAGAGACACUGCAUCUUCUCCUCAGAAACGGCUUUUAGAUUCAGAUUUCAUUGAUCCUUUAAUGAAUAAAAAAGCUCGAAUAUCUCACCUGACAAGUAGAGUGCCGCCAACAUUAAAUGGUCAUUUGAAUCCCACCAAUGAAAAAUCUGCUGCAGGCCUCCUGCCGCCCCCUGCAGCUGCUGCCAUCCCUACCCCUCCGCCGCUGCCUUCAACCCACCUGCCUGUCUCCAAUCCACCUCAGACUGUAAACUCUAACUCCAACUCCCCUAGCACUCCAGAAGGCCGGGGGACUCAAGACCUACCUGUUGACAGUUUUAGUCAAAACGGUAGUAUCUAUGAGGACCAGCAAGACAAAUAUACCUCUAGGACUUCUCUGGAAACCUUACCCCCUGGUUCAGUUCUACUAAAGUGUCCAAAGCCUAUGGAAGAAAACCAUUUGUCUCACAAAAAGUCCAAGAAGAAGUCUAAAAAACACAAGGAAAAGGACCAAAUAAAAAAGCAUGACACUGAGAUGAUUGAGGAAAAGGAGGAGGACCUUAAAAGAGAAGAGGAAAUUGCCAAGCUGAACAACUCCAGUCCAGAUUCCAAUGAAGGAGUUAAAGAGGGUUGCACUGCCUCCAUGGAGCCUUCCUCAACAAUUGAACUCCCAGAUUAUUUGAUAAAAUACAUUGCUAUUGUCUCCUAUGAGCAACGCCAGAAUUACAAGGAUGACUUCAACGCUGAGUAUGAUGAGUACAGGGCCUUGCAUGCCAGGAUGGAGACUGUGGCUAGAAGAUUUAUCAAACUGGAUGCACAACGAAAGCGCCUUUCUCCGGGCUCAAAAGAGUAUCAGAAUGUUCAUGAAGAAGUCUUACAAGAAUAUCAGAAGAUAAAGCAGUCAAGUCCCAAUUACCAUGAAGAGAAAUACAGAUGCGAGUAUCUUCAUAACAAGCUGGCUCACAUCAAAAGACUAAUAGGUGAAUUUGACCAACAGCAAGCAGAGUCAUGGCACUAGAGCUCUGCUUGGACCAGAAGAUGUGAAUAAACUUAAGCUUAUUUAUUUAAAAUUCCAAAUGAGUUGCUCUCAAAUUCUAAAAAAAUGAAACUUUGCCUGUUGAAAGUUUCAGUAUUAGUAAACUUGAGUUACCUUUUUUCCCCCCAUUUUACUUUUUGCUUCCUUGCAUUUUUGAAGCUGCUUUUUUGGUCCUUUUUUCCCCCUCAAGACUUGUGUUUGUCAAUAGAAAUAAUUUUUUUUUAGAUAUUGGGGAUCCAGUGUCUAAACUUCAAAUCAAUUUUUUUCCUUAAAAAGCUGUGUUUGUCAUUAGACAUGAUUUUUUUUUAAGAUAUUGGGGAUCCAGUGUCCACACUUCAAAGUUAUGUGUGUUUAAAAAAAAAAAACAAACAGUAACGUUCAAGGUGAAAUGCUUUUGGAUAAACAUAGGCCUAUUUUCUGAUCUUUCUUAAUGCGAACUCUUUGCCUUAAAUGGUAGACUAUUUAGAAAUUUGCACAAAAUACAAAAAAAAUUAAAACAUUGUUUUGGAGGGUUAAGAAAUAGAAAGGUGUAUGAGUAUGUGUAUGUGUGUAAGUCUGUAUACACAUAUGUAUAUACAGGCUGACUUAAUCUAGAACAGUAAAUCCGCCCUGCAAGUUAACCCCCCAUUGCAAUGGUUGCCUUAAGGUGUUUGCUAGUUGUGUACCUAGUGUGGUUAAUCAUUAGCUACACUGCUUCCCACUUGAGUAGAGUAGUGGGAAGCACACUGUGGCCUACCAGCGUCUGAAAGUGUGUGCUCGACCUGUAUGUGUGCAGAGGUGAUGUGGAUGUGAGCGUGCAUGGAGGAAAAAAAGCUGCUACUCGCAGUAGGCCAAACGCUCAGGUGAAACAACUGACGAGUGUUACUGUAGGUUUUUUCUUCCUGUCAAAUUACUACUUCUAUCGUGGAAGACAAAAGCAUUUCCAUUUCAACAGUUUGUCAGCUUUAUUAAUGUUGGGCAAAAUUGAUAUGUUAUGAAAAUGAAACAGAUCUAUAGUUUUGGGGCAAAAUUAUAAAAUUAAACGUGUAGGUAACCUAUUUAUAUACUGCUAUAAAGUAUUUUUUGAAGAGAGAUAUGCAAAGAAGCUAUUACCUACAUGAAAUGUAUAUUUAAAGUUUUUUUUCAUCCUGGGUACCAGGAAUAUAAAAAAGAGUGGAUAUAUUUAACCAUAACAUACUGUGAUUCAUCAAACAGCACAAACUUUCAUUUCAUGGAGUUUAUCUGUUGACGUUGAUUUAAACUAUCACUUAUUUUUCAUGUGGGAACAUAAGUUAUGUGGUCAAAAAUACAAGGAUUUUGAACUAAUGUUGAUUCAAGUUGUGUUGUCUUAUCGUAUUGUUUUUCCAAGUGCUGCCAGUUUAAAAGGGAAGCAUUAUGUUUACAAAUAUGUUUUGAAAUGUUUGCCAAAAUUUUGGUGGUAUCUUUAAUAAAGAUGUUUGUCUCCAGCAUCCAAAAAAAUAAAUAAGUAACUUUGUUGUGUAUCGCUGUAAACCAGAAAAUGUUGGGAUCUAGAAAACCUGAGAUAGCAUGUAGAGGAAAUUUUCUCUUUGGAGUUCUUCUAAAACUUUAACUGGAAAGAGUAGAUCAUAGAGGAAAAGUAUACAAUACAAAAGCUGAAACAAGACCCUGUGCACUAUCAUUAUCACAAUGACCACAGAAAUUUGAUUUCUAUGUAGUGUGGAACCCCUAGGGAAUUCGAUUUCUUUUAGCAUUGCAAUCCCUGGUGCUCUUCCUUUUACCUCAGAAUUGGUACAAUCAUUAUUAAAUGUUCAUUGAUUUCAAACUUUCAGUUGAAAUUUUAAAAAAAUAGGAAAGGAAACUUGGGUAAAUUUGGUCCUCAUAUCAUUAUGGUGGAGUCUCCUGAGAGAUUUGUCUGGUGUCAUUUCUUGGACAUCUUGACUUUUUAAUCAAAGAUGAGUGGUGUCUGUCAAAAGCAAGGUGCUUGGACCACUUGCAUCACCCAAAUUAGAAUCUCUGGAGAUGGAGCCUAGGUAUCCACUUUUUCCUCAGUAACCUCCAAGUGGCGUUUGCAAGCUGAAGUGUGAGAACCAUUGGCUUGAAAGUAACGCUAAACUUUUAGGUCUCUAAAUCUCAAAGUCUUGAACUGAAGUUCAACUGUUGGCUUUUUUUUUUUUUUUUUUUUAAACCCAUCCCUGUCAGCAGGUGCAAAUCACUUUCCUCUCUACAUCAUUUGAGGCACCCUCUCAAUUGUUUCACUGCCAACUUAUCUCAGAACUUGUUUACAAACACACCUUCGAGUUGGUUAAUUGUUAGCCUUUGGAGCUCCUACCCACCUACGUCAGCACAUCUUCUGGUUUACAAAUUGGGUAAUAAUGGAAGCUGGAGAUGCUUUAUGAAAAUCCAGCAUUGCACACCCAUAGACUUGACCACCUACCUAUAUAAGCCUUAAUUUAGAUGUUUGUUGUGUACAUUGGGCAGAUCCUUGCAAAAUAUUUAUCUGUCUAUCAGUUGCAAAUUUGAGAAUUGUAAAUCUCUGAAUCUGCUAUUACCCGAGGGUGCAUCUCUUUUGAAGAUGGGCAUGAGCCUAUUAAAAUAUUUAUAAUCAUUCUUCAUCUCUGACUGCAAGAUUUUUAGAUUCUCUCAAAUAAUUGCUGCAGGAAUGGGUGGCCACUUAGUAUCAAUUACUCUGGUAGAAUUUAGUUUUUGGGUAUUUUUUUUUUCUUUUUAAGAGAAAUAGUAAGUGUAAAACAGCAUUGUCAAGAUGAGAGAAUGAGAUGUGUUGUUUUUCAUCACAUUUCAUCCAAAAUAGUUUGAAGCACUCUUGAAGAUUUUUACCAACACCCAUAGAUUAAUGAGCCACUGAUUUAAUACAAACCAAAAAUAACAUUAACUUGAUGUGGUUUUGUUUUAUGUAGGGAUUUCAUUUCCUAUCUCGUUGGUUAUUUAUUUCCCUUGGAAUACUUUCAGUUCUAAGUAGUGAUAGAUGUUCAGCACUUGCUCUUACAAAAGAAACUGGUGUGGUCAGUUUAUAUCAUUACUCCACUUGCUGAUUUUUUUAAAUCCAGUAUUAAUUUUCCUUCAGCUCUGAUUGAUCUUUCAACCUUUAUAAGAGUUUUCUUUUCCCUUAAAAUAUUUCACUUUAUUAUGUAAAACAAAUGCAUAUUUUCAAGUUGGAAGCAAGAUGUUGAAACAAGGUUUAGGCACAAUGGUCCAUCUGUUCCGACACUCCGCCUGGCUCCCUCACCCCUUCCAUCAGCGCGCUCUUUGCUUCUGGAGCUUGGCAGGAACUCUUCAGCCAGUUCAUUGUCUUUCAGGCAGUGUGAGUGUUGAGUCACGUAUGUGUGGUUUUUGCCUUUACUACUUUUGAAGUUCUUACAGUUUAUUACUUGCCUAAGUGUUACUAAAUCCUUUUCUUGUGUACCGGAGGGGGGAAAUUAUAGCCAGUGCUUUGAGAGGAACCUUUUGGGAAAGGAUAUUAACCGAAAACUACUAAAUGAAGGCAACAGAAGAUGUUAAUGUCCUUUGUGACCUAAAAACUGAACAAGGCUGUCAGGCUCAUUUCAAAAUAUUUUGAAGUGUUAAAAAAGUAUAUAUACGUAUAUAUCUGCGCUGUUUCUCAGUUGUUCCACCCAAACCAUGUUAGGACUCUCGAAGGCAAAAUGUCACAGGGACUUGUCAGUUGUUAACUGAGCUCAGCAGCUGUGGUAGCCCCUGUUGUUCUACACCAAUUUCAGUUCAAUAAAAAUGUUAACUUUGCAA
Molecule: messenger RNA, 5817 nt
Organism: Camelus dromedarius (Arabian camel)
Lineage: Eukaryota; Metazoa; Chordata; Mammalia; Artiodactyla; Camelidae
Gene: ELL2
Product: elongation factor for RNA polymerase II 2
Exons: 12
Coding region: 157-2079 (640 amino acids)
Biological process (GO): positive regulation of transcription elongation by RNA polymerase II; snRNA transcription by RNA polymerase II; transcription elongation by RNA polymerase II
Cellular component (GO): transcription elongation factor complex
Molecular function (GO): cis-regulatory region sequence-specific DNA binding
Source: RefSeq, a predicted model, not a curated record